Molecule: messenger RNA, 803 nt
Organism: Trachymyrmex cornetzi
Lineage: Eukaryota; Metazoa; Arthropoda; Insecta; Hymenoptera; Formicidae
Product: general transcription factor II-I repeat domain-containing protein 2-like
Exons: 3
Source: RefSeq, a predicted model, not a curated record
AUGGACGAUUUUUCGGUACAGGAAGAGUUACUCGCUUUAGUUCCGUUGCUCGGAACAACAGGUUUAGAUAUUUUUAAUGCCGUUAAAAAGUGCAUUGUCGAAAUCGGUGGUUUCCACAAAUGCUCUGCAAUUUGCACCGAUGGAGCACCGGCUAUGGUCGGUAGAGAAAAUGGCUUCGUUGAGGCAUUAUGUGGAAAUACUAUCAGAAUGUUCUCUGUAAUGAAAGAUGUUACGAAAAUUACGAACAUAAUACGCGGAGGAAAUCGAUCAUUAUCUCACCGAAAAUUGAAAGCAUUUUUGGAAGAAGUUGACGUGGAAUACCGAGAUGUACUGCUUCAUUCUGAAGUUCGUUGGCUUAGUGCAGAAUUAGCAUUUCUAACGGACUUUACAAAUCAUUUGAACAAUUUAAAUUUACAUUUGCAGGGAAAGGAACGCACUAUUUCUGAUAUGUUGACGAAUAUUAAUGGAUUCCGAUCUAAACUUACGUUGUUCAAACUGCAACUAGCCAAAGAAAAUGUUUAUCAUUUUCCGAGUUGCUCCGAAUUAAAACAGGAAUACAAGGAAGUAAACUUUUCAGGAUUUGCUUCCAUUAUUGAUGAAGUCUCAAGUGAGUUUGAACGUCGUUUUAAAGAUUUUAAAUCUCUAGAACCGGAUGUCAUUUUUUUCAAUAAUCCUAUGAAAAUUAAUCUUGAACGUGUUAGAAGUGAUCUUCAAGAAGAAAUGUGCAAUUUACAAAAUGAUCCGUUCAUGCUAUCGAGAACAGAAACAAAUGCUGCAAUUUUUGAAGUCAUGCCACAAGAUCG